Molecule: messenger RNA, 5346 nt
Organism: Pecten maximus
Lineage: Eukaryota; Metazoa; Mollusca; Bivalvia; Pectinida; Pectinidae
Product: heterochromatin protein 1-binding protein 3-like
Exons: 11
Coding region: 101-1774 (557 amino acids)
Biological process (GO): nucleosome assembly; chromosome condensation; negative regulation of DNA recombination
Cellular component (GO): nucleus; nucleosome
Molecular function (GO): nucleosomal DNA binding; double-stranded DNA binding
Source: RefSeq, a predicted model, not a curated record
ACAAAAUAUAGCGUCAUCAAAUUGUGAGCACGCACAAGGUAGCGGUUUCAUCGCAUCUGUGGACCAAUUUACUGCAUUCUACGCUUAUAAACCUUCCACAAUGCCAGCCAUUAAGCUGAAGAAGGCAACUCAAGAGUAUCUGGCAGAAAAGGAGAGAGAGAAAGAGGCUAAGGCUGCAGCAAGCCUAGCUGCUGCAGCACCACCACCACCAGUUGAACCACCUGCAGCACCCAAAGCUGUUAAACCCAAGGCCAAAUUCCUUGAAGCAGAGGUCCUGUUUGAGAAGCGCAAACGUACCAUACCACCAGCAGAACUUAGGGCAGGAACAUGGCUAGAUGACAACCUUGAGGUGAAGGAGGGCAUUAAUGUUUCUCUAGUAGCCCUGUAUGAUUACUACACAGAGACAUGUGUACUUGAGGAGGGCAAGGUGGUGGAUGUCCCAGUGUUUAAUCGGUUGGUGAAAGACAAAUUUGGAAAAGAUUAUGGCGUGAAGGAGGAUUCUGCACUAAAAGGACUUGUAAAAGAGCGGAAACAUUCUGAUAAAAAACCCAAGGUGCAAGCUGAAUCUCUGAACCUGAAGAUGAAGGACAUUUUGGAGGAAAUUAUCAAUGAAGCAAAGAACCCUAAUAAAGGCUUAAGGUUUCAAACAUUAAAGAAGAACAUCAGCGUGAAAUAUCCAGCCCUCCAGCUUGAUAUGAAACCACAGAAGUUGUUAUCUGCUCUCAACAGGGGCCUCAUGUAUGGACACCUUGAACUAGUGAGAGGUACAGGUAAGUGUGGGUUUUACAGACUUCCAGGCGAAAGUACUGCAGAAGAAGAUCUGCAGAAAGAAACAAAAGAAAAGGAAAAGAAGCAAAAGAAGAAGGACAAAAGUGACAAAGAAAAUGAUGGCACAGCAGCUGAAGGUGAAGCAGCAGAAGAAGAGGAAGUGCCUGAAAAGGAGCACAAGUCAAAGAAAAGCAAGAAAAGGAAGAGGAAAUCUGAAGAGUCUGAGGCAAAGGAGGAUGGAGAGGCAAAAGAAGAAGAGAGUGGAGAAGCACCUAAGAAAAAGGCAAAGAAAUCAAAGAAAAGUAACAAAAGGAAACGUCCUGCAAAAAAACGUGGAGGAGGAGGUGCAUCUAUGCACAGUGAUCCCCAGUCUGUGUCCGAUACAUUCUCCUUGGCUAUUACCUACAUGAGUGACCCCAAGGACGCCUCUGUCUCCAAGAUCAAGAAAUACAUAGCAGAUCACUACCCAGAUACCAACAUUGAAGCAAAAUUAAAGAAAGCACUGGAGAAGGGAGUGGAAAAGGGAAUGUGGGAACAGGUGUCUGGAACUGGUAGUACAGGGAAGUUCAGGCUGUUGGCCGAGGACUUCAAUCCUAGUGAAGCCAAAUCUAUGGAAGACAUGGUCUGUCAGGCAAUUGUAGCAUGUCAUGAGCCAAAGCAAGCAUCAGCUGGCCUCAUAAAAAAAUACAUUGUGGAGUACCAUCCUGAAUUUGGCAUUGACAACAAACCACAUCUGUACAAAGGAGCGCUGAAGAAGGCAUGUUCAAACAACAAGAUCAGACAACUGUCUGGAAUCGGAGCAUCAGGAUCAUUUCAACUGGUAGAAUCAUUUUGCCCCUCACCAGCCAUAUUAGCUGGAGAUGCUGAGGCAGAAGCAGAGGAGGCAGCAGCACAAGGGGAAGAUGAUACUGAGGAGGCUUACCCGGAAAUGUACAUCGUCCGUAAAACCAAGUCUGGACGCGGUGGCAUCCCAGUUACUGUUCUUACGAAGCAGAGAAAGCGCUGACAUCUUCAUUGAUCAGGAUGAGAUUCCCAUUAACUCAUUGUUGUCAUUCUUUCCAGAUUUCAAAGUCAUCAUUAAACCUUGCAAGAGACAUGUGACGAUUACUUCAUUAACACUGACCAGCAAUGAAAGCAUUAUUAUAUCUCUUAUAGAUUUUUUCAAAGUAUUGUUAUAAUUAUAUAUUACAUGUAUAUAUUGAAUGUAGUAUCAGGUCUGAAUUUUGACUGUUUUUGUGCACCAUGAUUUUGGAAAACACCCAAGUAUUUUAGUAUUUAUAUAAUACCAGUAGUGUAAUAAAGAAAAAAGCCUGUUUUCAUAUCGUUUAGGAGAUUUUUACACUUUACUUUAUCAUGAGGCAGGUCAAUCCGUUACUUGAUUAUGCCUGGUUUUCUAAAUUUUCUUAUUCAUAGCCUUCUUGCUAUCUUUAGGAUAUUUUAAUUUAGCGAUAAAUUUUACAGUAUAAUCAUUUUAAACUGAAUUGAUUAUAACAACUUCUUAUAUCUCUUAAGUAGCCAUUAGUCUUUUAUGAGAAAUUAUUUUAAUAGGUCAGGAUGUGUAAUGUUUAAACAUUAUAUUAAAGAUCCAAUAUUGAUAUUUAGCUUGACACCAGUUAUGAGUAACCGUGAGCUAAUGCUGUUGUACCGACAUCCCAAUCAAAUUUAAAAAUUUUUUUUUUUCAAAAGCCUCAAUUUCAUAGGUAUACAACCCACACUGUUACAAUUCAGUAUACACAUUCAUAAGAGGUUUAAAAGUCAUUUUAUGGUAAAAUAUUAUGGAAAUAUUUUGUAUUUUGUUUUUAGAUUUUACCAUGUUUUGGACUCUUUUUUUUUUUACAUCAUAACCGUAUUUAAAGAAUUCUAAUCCAGAAUUUGAAGUCUACAUAGAGAUCUACUGUUUUUGUAUAAGAUACAUUAAUUUGGCAUUGAGACUUUAUAUCACAAUAAGUUUCUAAAAUUUAAGUGCAUUUGUAUAAGCACUUUGCAUUGGCUGUCACUGGUGAGCUUCAUAAGCAUUGAUUGCACUUGUUAUCGUUGUAUAUUGACAAUGUCAGUUAAAAUUUUUGAAAGAUUCAUUUUUAAUACAGAAGAUUAGCACAAGCUGUAUGACAGAAGGAUUUUAAUUCUCUGUCAAAUUAUUGUUUUAAUAUGAUAUUCAAAACUGUAUUAAAUAAAUUAAUAGCCAUCUUUUAACAAUUUUGUUUCUGUGUUUAAAUCGUUGUCACUUGAUUUUAGUAACAUGUGAUUCUGUUACAUGUUUUAGUAUGGUGUUAUUUGUAUUUUGUAUAUGUUGUGGGGUGUUAUUUCCACUUUGUGGUGCUAAAUAAAUGCUGACAAAUAUUUCAUUUAUCACGGUUGGAAAAAUUUUAUGUUUGUUCAAUAUGUCAAUAUAUAUUUCAAAUGUCAAGGAAACAGGUUUUUGCAUACUACAUGUUUUCACUAUACUGACACAUUUUGGUAAGUAUUCACGAAUUUGAGACUCUUGUUGAAAAUUCUAACAGUUAAUUAGCCCCUUCCGUUUUAUGCACACAAAACAUAUUCUGUUUACUGUGAAAUAAUUCAAAAAUAUUGAUGUUGACAAUAAAGACAUGAAAUCAAUAUUAAAUGAAAGUAAUAAAAUCAUGCAAAAAAGACACUGAAGGUGGCUUAGGGUUCCAGCAGAACCCAGGUAAAGGCUCGGGUGGCAGUGGCACAGGAACUAUUUCUGCAUGUUUUGAAUAAAUGGAUCAAAAACUUAAUAUACUUGAAAAUUGACCCUGAUGCAGGAAGGUUAGAGUGUGAUAAGUUUACAAGUUUUGUCGCUGUUGUGAAAAUGUGUACAGAAGUAUUUAGACAUGAUAAAGCCAAAAAUAUGUGUAUCUGAAAUUGCAUUUGUACGAGACCAUCAUUGUGUAAUAAGAAUUCAUUGGUGUUUUGAACACUAUCAGAUGAUACCACAUUAUAGAACUUGUAUGACUGAGGACACUACAGUGUCAAAACAUGAAAGUAAAAUCAUUUAGUGUUGUCUUGUUAUCAAUCUCGCUACAGAUGAAACCUUCCAAAAUCUAUGAGGGCAUUUCUCACUGUCUAUGUUUUUUUUUUGUUUUUUUUUACCACUAUUGUUGCAAAGUUCCAUUAUUAUCGGUUGGAAGAUGAAACAUAAGAAGGCAGAAUUUCAUUUUAAUUCUUGAAUUUUAAGAGAUUUAUCAUAAUACUACUGGUAAAAACCAAUAUGCUUAUCUCAUUGAAGCAGACGUUUGGAAAUAUUACUACUUUAGGUGAUUUCCAUGUAUGUAUUUUUUUGAUGCAGGCCAUUAUUUUGUUGCUUUAUUUGUUUUGUUUUUGUCCAUAAGACAACUUUAUAGUUUUAACCAUUAUUAUGCCAUUGCUAGAAUGUCGGGUAAUGCUCACAUUUUUAAUGCAUUUUUAACAUCCCAGUUAUAAUUGUAUCAAAAAGCACUCUCUUACUUAUCAACAUAAACCAUGUACAAAGGAAGUCAUGUGAAAGUUGCACUGUAAUUGAUCAUUGUUGCCUAAUAGUUAUUCAUUUUUGUUCUAUCACAGAAAUCAGUCCACUUCAUGCUUAUUGUUUCAAUAUUUUGUAUUGAUGGAAAUCAUACACUAUUUCAUCCUACACAGGGGCCAGGCACAGUGAUAUAGUGUUUGGAGGAAUUGUUUAAAUAUAUAUCAACAUUGAUCAUUACAUCAAAGUGUCUGGCCUCUGUGAUCCUAAGACUGUAUAGAGGGAGCUAUACUAUAAAAACGGAAAGGCAGCAGCAGAGAUAUAUAAGAAUUGUGUUCAUUAUACGUCAUACUUAUUCACAAAUUUUAUCAUCACUAGAUGUUGUGUUUUGUGGUGAAAAUUUCCAUCAUUUGCUUGAAUUUCGACUUUUUGUUUUUGGAUAAAAAGAAAUGGAAUAAUACUGUGGUAAUAUGUAAUUUGAAUGUUUAUGAAACAAGGGAUAUUUUUCACAUGGCUUUGGGGUUACCUUGGUUGUUUUGUCAAUAAACAUUGAACAGUCAUCCUUUUCUAACAUCGAUGUUAAAAGUCUUUAUUUACUGUUUUUUAAUAUUUCAAUGAAAUUUUUCCUAUGAUAGCUGUGUCUCAAAAUACAAAACCCUUGUGAACUGAAAAAAUUCCUAUUUUGAUUUAAUUCACCCAUGUUGAUAUUUUUUGGAAAAAAGUGUUGAUUAAAAGGGUGACCAAAAAGAGUCUGCAACCUUUCGUCAUUUAUAAAGGGUAUUUGCGAUUCCACAAUUUUGUAUACAUUAAGUAUGUUUGAUACAUGUAUAUAGCAUUACAUAUUUUUGCAUUUGACAAAAGUGAAGUGGGAUUAGGCCCCUAGCUAUUCUGAUGGACUCGUGACUGGUAGCCAGUCACAUUGAAUAGGGAAUGAGUGUACAGAUCAUGCAUGCUGAUGAUUUAUAAUUCUGUGUGAGCUUUAUUGAUCGUGUUUUUGUUGGUGUAUUACCUACAUUUGAUGUUAGUGGAUUGAUUAGCGAUAUUUACAUUCGUACACAGCCGCUCUAGCCGUAUAGACCCGGUUGUCUAGUAUAAACAUGUCAUAGUUAACAGCAAUAAAAUAACGUGACAUUCAC